UGUACACUUCCUCUUUGGUUCUCUUUUGACAAACUGUAGACUUAGAAAUGGGCCAGAGUGUAGGUGAGAAGAAAAUAGGAGGCUCUAAGGAGGAUGGAUGAGUAGCAGGCAAUUGAAGAUGGCAAAUUCUAGUGAAAGACAGAUUAUAUUCUUGAAUACAUAGGAAUUUUAUUCUUGCAUGUGUAGUUCAAUAUACACUGAUUUACACUUUUGAUCCUACAACGUAGGAAGUGAUGGGAUGCUAUACACCGUAUGGCGAUGAAUCAAAUGACAUGGAAUAAGGUGACUGGUUGCAUCCAGGCCUCUGUGCACAUUUUAGGCUUCAUCAAAGGAGACACAAGUGUCACAGGGGUAGUUGAAGCAGGGGUACAAUGAGUUCUCAUCUCAUUGUACAGAUGAGAACACAGGGCUCAGAUGGUCUUAAAACCUUCUUAGUUCGUAUCUCCCUUUGUGUCUGAGUAACUUUUUCAUGGUGCUUCUUGGCCAAAAGAAAUAUCUAACCAUUCCAUUUAUAAAGAAUUAGGUCCCACAGCUUAAGUAUUUAUGCCCUAAUAACUAACUGUUUGAGAAAACACACAUACAUUGAGAGAAAGCACUUUUAUUUUUAUUUCAUUUUUAACACUCUUACUUAUAGGUCAUAUAUGUGUUGGACACUAUGCAGCUUCUCAUGCCUUGAAAUAAUAUUGGGCACCACUACCCUCAUUUUCUGUUUCACAUUUAUUUUCAUACAGUACUUGCUUUUUAUCGUGAUUGUGGGAAAUCCAGCCUCACAGAAAUACGUAAUCAUUGAAAGGAUUGUAGUGCAAUCUUAGGUUGAAAGGAUGAACUACCUCACUGAUAGUUCAUGGGGUAUCUGACAGAUGUUGAGUUUCACUCUGUUUACUAUCUUUAAAACUUUAAAUAUCCUGAGGCACCCCUUUGAGGUCACUGUGGUGCCCAGGCCAUCUUGGCACACAGUUUGGGAACCACCAGUUUUAAGUGAUUUGCCCAGGAAGAUACUGGUAGGAAGAGGCAGAACCAGAAUUUAAAUUUUAAUAUUCUGACUCCGAGUCUUGCUCUUAUACCAUUUUUAAGGCCCUUCCUAUAAGAUUGUGUUCCUCUUGCCACAGGAAAUUUUCAUUUGAACUCAGGGUCCAGCAAGGAAAAUAUGACCCACUCAGAGUCUUUAAAUUAGAGGAAAUUUAUUCUUACACCAUAAACAAAAAUAAACUCAAAAUGGAUUAAAGACCUACCUGUGAAACCAUAAGAUUCCUAGAAGAAAAUAGGUAGUAAUUUCUUUGACAUCAGCUGUAGAAAUAUUUUACAAGAUAUGUAUCCUCUGGCAAGGAAAACAAAAACAAAAUUAAACUAUUGAUUCUACAUCAAAAUAAAUAGCUUUUGCCCAGCAAAAGAAACCAUCGUCAGAACAAAAGGGCAACCAAUUGAAUGGGAGAAGAUAUCUGCAGAUGAUAUAUCCAAUAAAGGGUUAAUAUCCAAAAUAUGUAAACGAUUUAUACAACUCAACACCAAAAAAAGAAAUUACCCAAUUAAAAAUGAGCAGAGGACCUGAAUAGACAUUUUUCCAAAGAAGAUAUACAAAUGGCAAACAGACACAUGAAAAGAUCCUCAACAUCACUCAUCACCAGGGAAACACAAAUUAAAACCACAUUGAGACAACCACUUUACGGCUGUCAGAAUGGCUAAAGUCAAAAACACAACAAAUGACACGUGUUGGAGAAGAUGUGGAGAAAAAGGAACUCACGUGCACCGUUGGUGGGAAUGCAAACUGGUGCAGCCACUGAGGAAAACAGGAUGGAGUUUCCUCAAAAUAAAAAUAGAAUUACCUUAUGAUCCAGUAAUUCCACUACUUGGUAUUUACACAAAGAAAACAAAAACAUUACUUUGAAAAGACAUAUGCAUCCCUAUGUUUAUUGCAGCAUUAUUUAUAAUAGCCAAGAUAUGGAAGCAACUCAGCCAAGAUGGAUGAAGAAGAUGUGUGUGUGUGCACAUAUAUAUGUAUAUAAUGGGAUAUUACCCAUGUAAAACGUGAACUUUUAGAGCACCUGGGUGGCUCAGUCUGUUAAGCGUCCAACUUCGGCUCAGGUCUCGAUCUCAAUGUUCAUGAGUUCAAGCCCUGUGUUCGUAAGUUCAAGCCCUGUGUUGGGCUCUGUGCUGACAGCUCAGAACCUGAGCCUGAUUCAGAUUCUGUGUCUCCCUCUCUCUCUGCCCCUCCCCUGCGUGCAUAUACUCUCUCUCUUUCAAAAAUAAACAAACAAAAAAAGAUGAACUCUUGCCAUUUGCGACAACAUGGAUGGACUUAUAGGGUAUAGUCCUAAGUGAAAGAGAAAGACAAAUACCAUGAUUUUGCUCUUAUGUGGAAUUUAAAAAACAAAGCAAAGAAAAAAGGAGAAAAAUAAACAACAAACCCAGACUCUUAAAUACAGAGAACAAACUGGUGGUUGCCAGAGGGGAGGUGGGUGGGGGGAUGGGUGAAAUAUCAAUUAAUCAAUCAGGAAAUUUAAUAUAGGGAAUUACACUGGUGACAUAAGUGCUGAGAAGCCCAGGGGACAGUGAAGCAACCCAGAUAUAAACAGCAAUGGGAAGCCAGGGCCACUCCUAUGGCUGCAGGAACAAUGGGGAAGGCAGUGUUACCGGGAUCCUGAAGCUAAGUUUGCUUGGUGGAAGCUAGACCCAUCAUGGAGAUGCAGCCACUACCACAGAUGGCUCAGGAAGGAGAUAUGGAGGGAGGGAAAUACCAGGAUCUUCUCUCCUGGCCCCAGUCUUCCCACCAAUGCCUUUCAUUGGCCAAAUCUACCUAGAAGCAAGGGAACCUGGGAAGUGUAGUGUCUUAUGAUACAGAGCCUGUGAGGAGGAACAGGGAAUGGACCUGAGCAAACAGGCUGUUGACUGGUUCUACAGAAUUUCGUGUAUGCACAUUAUUCACUCAGUAAUUCCUUUAGCAAAUAUUUGUUGAGGACCUACUAGGUGCCAGGUAUCAUGCUACACCUGGGGAUUACCAUGACAGAAAUGGACCUGAUCACUGCUCUUAAAGGGAUCAAAGACUAACAGAAGAAAUAGAAUAAACACAGAAUUAUCUAGUUGGAAAAUGUAUUAAAUGCAAUGAAGGGAAAUAUCACAGUGCUGAGACAGGCUAGAGAUUGGAGAAAGAGUGCAGCCUCUCACGGCUGUAAGUCUAGUUAGCUGAUUCUUGAGGUGUGUGUGCAGAAACUUGUGUUCAGGAAAAUACAGAAUAUUUAUAUCUAGACAAAGUUUAGAAGAAGAUAUUGAUGUAUUUAUUCAUGUUUUGACUUAUGACCUGCAUAAUACAGCUUCAUUGUCUCAAAGCUGUGCAUGUGAUUGUGUGUAAGUGUGUGUGUGUAUAGAUACAUGUGUGUGACAGAAACGGAGAGAACAGAAAGAACAGAGAAGGAAAGAUUGCUUUAGACAAACAUUCUAAGGAGCCAGAGGGCUCACAGCAGCUAAUCUCCCUCAUGCUUUCCUGACCCCACCCCCUUCCUUCUCAUCAUAACUUGUGAUCUUAGAAGCAUGAAAGAAUUUGAGCCCCUCCCCCAGCUUGACCGUCUCCGUUGGCAGUUCAGUCAGGCUCCAUGUCAAAUCCGGCUUGGGGCAGAAACCUGAGGGCCACACAGAAGGUGGUGGGCUUGCAGGCAGUUUCCUCACCCCGUGGCCAUGGGCGGCAACAUCGGGCAGCUUGGCAGUCGCACCUACGAGUCCCUAGCUGACGAUGAGCCCUUGGACCCUGAGGAACCCCCCAAAAGACCCACGGGCAAUCUCAUCAUGCACAGCAUGGCCAUGCUUGGCCGGGAGUUUUGCUACGCAGUGGAGGCGGCCUACGUGACCCCAGUCCUGCUCAGCGUGGGGCUGCCCAAGAGUCUGUACAGCAUGGUGUGGCUCCUCAGCCCCAUCCUGGGAUUUCUGCUGCAACCCGUGGUGGGAUCAGCCAGCGACCACUGCCGGACCAGGUGGGGCCGGCGGAGACCAUACAUCCUCACCCUGGUCAUCAUGAUGCUCUUGGGCAUGACUCUGUACCUCAACGGGGACGCUGUGGUAGCAGCUUUGAUUGCUGAUCCAAGGAGGAGGCUGAUUUGGGCCAUAACCAUCACCAUGAUAGGUGUAGUUCUCUUUGAUUUUGCUGCUGACUUCAUUGAUGGGCCCAUUAAAGCCUACUUAUUUGAUGUCUGUUCCUAUGAGGAUAAGGAGAGGGGCCUCCACUACCAUGCCCUCUUCACGGGUUUUGGAGGUACGCUGGGUUACCUUUUGGGUGCCAUCGACUGGGCCCAUCUGGAGCUAGGAAGAGUGCUGGGCACAGAAUUCCAGGUCAUGUUCUUCUUCUCCGCCUUGGUGCUCACUUUGUGUUUUACUAUCCAUCUCUGUAGUAUCCCUGAAGCCCCACUUAAAGAUGUUAUAAAGGACAUUUCCCCACAGCAAGCCCCCCAGGACUUUCCAUUGUCACCAGACAAAAUGUACCAGUAUGGGUCUAUUGAGAAACCUAAAAAUGGUUAUGUAAACCCGGAGCUGGCAAUGCAUGGGGAAAAACCCCCAAAUCCUGCUGAACAGACUAGGAAGGCAAUGACCAUGAAAUCACUGCUGAGGGAGCUGGUGAAUAUGCCUCCCCACUACCGCUGUCUUUGCAUCAGCCACCUCUUUGGAUGGACUGCCUUCCUGUCUAACAUGCUCUUCUUCACAGAUUUCAUGGGCCAGAUUGUGUACCAUGGAGAUCCCUAUGCUGCACACAACUCCACAGAGUUUCUCAUCUACGAAAGAGGGGUCGAGGUUGGAUGUUGGGGCUUGUGCAUCAAUUCCAUGUUCUCCUCACUUUAUUCCUACUUUCAGAAAUCUUUGGUAUCCUACAUUGGAUUAAAGGGUCUUUACUUCAUGGGGUAUUUGCUAUUUGGCCUGGGGACAGGAUUUAUUGGACUUUUCCCGAAUGUCUACUCCACCCUGGCUCUGUGUACCUCGUUUGGUGUGAUGUCCAGCACUCUGUACACUGUGCCCUUUAACCUCAUUGCCAAGUACCACCGCGAGGAGCAAGAAGAGAAGAGACAGCAGGCCCCGGGAGGGAGUCUGGACGGCAGUGAGAGAGGGCAGGGCCUGGACUGCGCAGUCCUCACCUGCAUGGUGCAGCUGGCUCAGAUCCUGGUUGGAGGUGCCCUGGGCUUCCUGGUCAACAAGGCUGGGAGCGUCAUUGUGGUAAUCACAGCCUCUGUGGUGGCCAUGAUCGGCUGCUGUUUUGUGGCUCUCUUCGUAAGAUAUGUGGAUUAGGUCAAUAGGGAGACAUCAUCCCUAACCUCCAACACAGUGAAGGACAUGGUAGGAAAUCAGUCUGUCCUCUGGCUCCGCAGCUUUGGGGUCUGCCCAUUGGCUGCCCUGCGUUAUGACUUCAGCUACAGUGAUCUGCCUGCACGUCACUUUCUGCCAACCCUCUGCACGGCAGUUUCCUUAUUUUAGGCAUCAUCUAUCUCGGGAAAGACUGGGCUCUGCCUCCAUUCACCGGUGGCAAAGGUCAAUUGUGGGAGAUGGCGCCUCCAUGUGCCUUCCUACUGCAUCUCAAGACAUUCCGGGCCUUGACAAAAUGCCAGAAGCUGACUAGUUUUACACAGGACAAUGGUGUUUAUUAUAUCGUGUGUUGUUUUUUUCUUAACCAGAGGUCUAUAUUUAAUCGGAGGGUCAUACUUUUCAUUAUUUCACCAAUACUCAAAAUAUUGCUGAUGAUUUAUGAUAUUAGCUUACUCAUAUUUAAUUCAUAUUUAAUUUACUCAUACAGACAGUCCCUGGCUUACAAUACAAUGCUUCAAAUUACAAUUCUUCUUCCUCUUCUCCUUCUCCUUCUCCUUCAUCUUCUUUUACUUAACGAUAGUUGGAAAGCAGUGCACAUUCAGUAGAAAUCAUACCUCAGAUUGUGAAUUUUGAUCUUUUCUGGGUGAUACAUGCCCUUGUGAUGCUGGGCAGCGGCAGCCACAGCUCCCAGUCAGUCUCACCAUCCCGAGGGUGAACAACUGGUCCACUGACCACCAUUCUGUCUCCAUACAGCUCCACUGGUUUUGUUUCUGGUUUCCAUUUUCAGUAUGGUAUUCAGUAAAUUACAUGAGAUAGUCAACACUCAAAACCACUCCAUCUUCCUUCCUCCAUCUCCCUCUCAUGUUAUCCAUCGUAGAGUGGCGAGGUCAUGACUGACUCAGAGGAGUGAUCAGGGAGAAACCUGCUCUCUAGCCUAUACUGUGGGAUGAUGAUGAGCAAAUGCUCAGAGGACCCCAUGUGACCCAGAACCCUGUGUU
Acinonyx jubatus (cheetah) is the source of this 6275-nucleotide messenger RNA. RefSeq names its product solute carrier family 45 member 2 (gene SLC45A2). The record is from RefSeq and is a predicted model, not a curated record. Gene Ontology annotation, molecular function: sucrose:proton symporter activity. Gene Ontology annotation, biological process: transmembrane transport. Gene Ontology annotation, cellular component: membrane. Lineage: Eukaryota; Metazoa; Chordata; Mammalia; Carnivora; Felidae. The transcript is spliced from 7 exons. The coding region runs from base 3670 to 5262 and encodes 530 amino acids.